AUGUCCAGUGGGGGAAGGUUUAAUUUUGACGAUGGAGGGUCGUACUGUGGAGGCUGGGAGGACGGAAAGGCUCAUGGCCACGGAAUUUGUACCGGCCCGAAGGGUCAAGGUGAAUAUUCGGGCUCCUGGAGUCACGGCUUUGAGGUGUUGGGGGUCUACACUUGGCCCAGCGGCAACACUUACCAGGGCACCUGGGCGCAGGGCAAGCGCCAUGGCAUUGGCAUGGAGAGCAAGGGGAAGGGGGUGUACAAAGGAGAGUGGACCCAUGGAUUUAAGGGACGCUAUGGGGUCCGGGAAUGCACUGGAAAUGGGGCCAAGUACGAAGGCACCUGGAGCAAUGGAUUACAGGAUGGCUACGGGACAGAGACCUACUCGGAUGGAGGGACAUACCAGGGCCAGUGGGUCGGAGGGAUGCGGCAGGGUUACGGCGUCCGGCAGAGCGUUCCCUACGGCAUGGCAGCGGUUAUCAGGUCACCCCUGAGGACGUCCAUCAACUCCCUGCGCAGCGAGCACACCAACGGCACAGCGCUGCACCCCGACGCCUCGCCGGCGCUUGGGCGAGGGGCGGUGGCCGGCAGCCCCGCUGUCUCCCGGGGUGGCUUCGUCCUCAUGGCCCACAGCGAUGCUGAGAUCCUCAAGAGCAAAAAGAAGGGCAUCUUCCGGCGGUCGCUGCUGAGCGGGCUCAAGCUCCGUAAAUCCGAGUCUAAGAGCUCCUUGGCCAGCCAACGGAGCAAGCAGAGCUCUUUCCGGAGCGAAGCCGGGAUGAGCACAGUCAGCUCCACCGCCAGCGACAUCAACUACGAGCUCUCCGUCAUCGAAGACGACAUCGACGCCACCACCACCGAGAUCUACGUCGGCGAGUGGAAGAACGACAAGCGGUCGGGCUUCGGGGUGAGCCAGCGCUCGGAUGGGCUGAAGUACGAGGGAGAAUGGGCCAACAACAAGCGCCACGGCUACGGCUGCAUGACCUUCCCCGACGGCACCAAGGAGGAGGGCAAGUACAAGCAGAACGUCCUGGUCAGCGGCAAGAGGAAGAACCUCAUCCCGCUGCGGGCCAGCAAAAUCCGCGAGAAGGUGGAUCGGGCCGUUGAGGCGGCCGAGAGGGCGGCCACCAUCGCCAAGCAGAAAGCGGAGAUCGCGGCAUCCAGGUAA
This is a messenger RNA of Pterocles gutturalis (yellow-throated sandgrouse), 1152 nucleotides long. RefSeq names its product junctophilin-3-like. Gene Ontology annotation, biological process: regulation of synaptic plasticity. The record is from RefSeq and is a predicted model, not a curated record. NCBI's taxonomy places the organism in Eukaryota, Metazoa, Chordata, Aves, Pterocliformes, Pteroclidae. Gene Ontology annotation, cellular component: plasma membrane; junctional membrane complex; endoplasmic reticulum membrane.